AUUCCCCGAGGGAAGUUCCCCAGCUCGUUGUAAAUCACGCAAAAAUGUACAUUAGUGCGCAAACACUCCAUUUCCUCCCUUUUAACGUGAAAAUGCAGUCGUAGCCCGGGAUCAAGAGCGUUCGGCGAUGUCAAAACAGUAGAUAGCUGUAGGUGUUUUUGGCAGUUUUCGGAUGAAGGACCCAUGACGCUGCAUCCGUAAUGAUACUGAAGGCUCCGGCAUGGACCGAGACAUUGGUGAUAAGCUGAACAAAGCCUUUGAAGCCUAUCGCAGUGCGUCGAUCGAAAAGGACAGUGCCAAAAGGGAACUCCAGCAGAAGACAGAGCAAUUUGAACGGUAUACCCAGCAGCUAAAGAGGAAAAUAGAAGAACAAGAACAACUGAUUUCGGAGCUGAAAGCACAGUUAAAUUCAGCAGCACAGAAUGCUUCAGGGGAAGUGAAGUGUUGCGAGGUGGCACAUCGAAAGCAGGAAACAGAAAGGUUGUCAUCUAGUGACCACUGGCCAGGCAACUCCUGUCCUUUCAUCAGGACUAACCAUGCCCUGAAGGAUGUGAUGGAGUGUGCGCCACUGGUUUCGCCCGGGCUACCUGGAGUCAGUGGAAUGAAGACUGAGGAUGUUCUAGACACUCUUCAGGAAAUCCAAGGGACUUUCCAGAGGAUUCAAACUCUAACAAGACGACAGAAAGAUCAUCUGAAAAGAAUACACAAAGGAAACGACACUGCCAACGACCAACAGUUCUCCAUGCCCAUCCAGUGCACGGACGACACACCCGAACACGCCGAGGCGCCCUUCUCGUCCUCCAGGCCAGAGAUCAACGACCACUUGACCUCUGGCGCGUUGGCGUCCCGUGGCGUCAGCCCGGAGGACACCGACUUUAUGGACGAUGUGAGGUUCCCGCCAUCCACAGACAGUGAAUACGAGUUCCUGAACAGCACCCCAGACAGGACCGUGGCUCUGGUUCUGCCCAGGAAGGGCCUGGCAGAACCGCUUUCCACAGAGACGGAGGGGUCGCUUCCUUUAUACCCGGCCUCUCCAUCUGCGUCGCCAGAGCCGCCCGUCUCGACGUCGCAUGAGGGUGUCCGGGGACCGCAACGGGUGAGAGGCACUUCUGCAUCUGCUUGGGUGCUUAUUCACGAGCCCCUGUGGAGUCCAAAUCUUUCCACUAUAGCAUCUGAGGAGUCGUCCGUGGAUUCUGCUGAGCCAACCAGCCCGAGGCCAUGUGCUUUCUGCAAGGCUACUGUUCCCCUAGACCUCCUCUACAGCCACCUCAAUUCACACUUCCAGGGCGAAUGACACGGCCAGGCGCAGAGGCCACUGGGGGCCCACCGCCAUGCCUUGCUUGCCCCUUUAUUGUUUGUCUCCUGGAGAGAACCAGUGCGGCACAUGGCGGUUAAUUCGGAUUUCACCUAGAGCACGGUGGGAGGAGGCGUCAUUCUGCUCCUUCUUUUAACUUGAGUAACUUCAGAUGGUACAUGCAGACUCUGUACAAACUAAUUAAUCUGUCUGCGUUUGUAGGGUGGGACAUUUGAAUUAGUUUUAAUUGUCUGUAUAAUAAAUAAAUGCUUUCUUUGAUUUUA
Molecule: messenger RNA, 1578 nt
Organism: Electrophorus electricus (electric eel)
Lineage: Eukaryota; Metazoa; Chordata; Actinopteri; Gymnotiformes; Gymnotidae
Gene: tank
Product: TRAF family member-associated NFKB activator
Biological process (GO): negative regulation of canonical NF-kappaB signal transduction
Source: RefSeq, a predicted model, not a curated record